Molecule: messenger RNA, 402 nt
Organism: Striga asiatica
Lineage: Eukaryota; Viridiplantae; Streptophyta; Magnoliopsida; Lamiales; Orobanchaceae
Source: the annotation of a GenBank genome assembly
AGGGUUUCGAGUUUCGACAGCACAACCCUGAAUAAUCGAAUAUUAGAGAAAAAAGAAAAUUGGAAGAACAAGCUUGCAGGUAGAGCAAAGAGAUGCGAGCGCUCGAGGAAUCUGAAAUCAAGCACAGAUCCUCAUGUAGAAGGCAGUAACAGAAGCACCGAAAAUGGGAGAAAUAAUGACUGUGUACCAAGUACAAAACCUAGGUCAAUUGGCUCGAAAGGAACUCCUUGCUCUCGUUCUCGCGACGAUUCUCCCUUAAAAGGAAAACGAGCUCGAGGUUUGACAGAGGAGGCGAACAACCCUCAUAUAAUCCGUCUGGAAAUCGAGAAGGUGCUCACAAAUACUGUUUGCGUGGGGAAGAAGCCGAGCGAAGUUGGGAAAAAUAUAUCUCUCCGUUCUAAU